This is a messenger RNA of Halichondria panicea, 891 nucleotides long. RefSeq lists its product as uncharacterized. The record is from RefSeq and is a predicted model, not a curated record. Lineage: Eukaryota; Metazoa; Porifera; Demospongiae; Suberitida; Halichondriidae. Bases 33 to 872 code for a protein of 279 amino acids. Gene Ontology annotation, molecular function: NAD+ poly-ADP-ribosyltransferase activity. The transcript has 2 exons.
AAUUCCCCUACACACAAUAGUACACACACAAGAUGGCUGAGGACAAACUCUGCUUUCAAUGUGACUUCCAUCCUCGCCUUCAAGGAGACUUUCUGUGCAGGUCCUGUAAACUAGACCACAAGCUGUGUUAUGAGUGUGGGGAGAAGGAAAGAAACCAUCCUUUCAAGCUCUGUACAGAGUGCUACCAAGCACAAAGAAAGGGAACAGUAGUUCAAGAGUCAAGCAUGCUCAAGCGACUAGACUCAGAGCAACAAACGCACAAAGAUAUAUUGAAGCACUUCAAGAAAGAAUGGGUGAAAAUCACUCCCAAAUGUCCUACCCCUCCCGUGCCAUUGGUGAUAUAUGCUGUACAGAACAAGCAGCUGACAAAAUCAUUUCACGAGUACAGCGAUCGAAUCAAGCAAGGCGACCAGAAGGCUACAAACUCCGAUCUGUUUUUCCAUGGAACUAAACUAACGUGCAAUUUACUAGAGCGUGAUGAUUGUUGUCAAGACACAAACUGUGGAAUAUGUGGAAUAUCUUCCAAUGGAUUUGAUUCCCAUCGAAUUGGUAGCAAUAUUCCUCGAUUUCAGCGAUUUGGUAAAGGAAUCUACCUCGCUCCUAAUUCUUCAAAAUGUCACGACUACACUCAAGGCAAUCCGCUCCAUAAAGUACGUGCUCAGUUGCUGUGUUUGGUGGCAUGUGGUGCAAAGUACGAGAUUCGUCAAGACAGCACGACUCUCACUGGUCCUCCAGAAGAAUACAAUUCAGUGCAUGGUGUUGCUGGAGGCUCUCUGAACUAUGAUGAGAUAGUGGUGUUUGAUGUAGCUGCUGUUAUGCCUCAGUUUAUUGUUGUGUAUGAGUUAGAUGGUGUGGAAAAGAUUGCAAAAUGAAAUGUUUUUAGUUCUUUGA